CCGACAGGACGCUAUAUGUUAUUUUUUUUUCUGCGAGCUGAUAACGAACCACAUGACGACUCGACUUUCAGUUAUAAAGGAGAAGCACGAGUAGAUACGGUGCGAAGUCACUUUCACGAAGGCGCACGCCCAACACCAAGAAGGAUGCUUCUCUUCGCAACCACGAUUCUGCUCUUGGCAGGCCUCACUCAACAGCAGUCCACCCAAGAGCUCAAUGCAUACGUGGACAAGAUACUGAAGGAUGAGCUGCCCAGUGAGGCGAAGCUCAUCGACCCGCUGACAGUACGCGGCUUCAGCUUCCACAUCAGGGACCACCCCCACUACGCCCACGUCAAGUUCGAGCCCUCAACGAUUACGGGUCUGAGCACCAUCCAUCGCUCGGGAGACUGCUCUUCUUACAGCCGGUUCCCGUACCGCGUCUACGUCGGCUGUAACGUCACUUAUGGAGUAAUCAAGGUGCAUGUCAAGAGCCAGCUGAAGUACGACCACAACAGCACGACCGUCACGGCCGACACCACUUUCCCUGAGGUCCACGGCCGCCUCUACGUGUCCGUGGGCGCCUGGAAGGGACCAAGGGCUCACGCCUACCCCAAGCUCGGAAACUUCACAACCGCAUUCACCGGUCUCGACGAAAACCCCGACACCCAGAAACUGCGCUGGGGAUACUACGAGGUCAUCCGCGAUGUUCUGGCUCUGAGCAUUGAGAGGACCCUGUCCUGGGCCAUCGCCGACAGUGCCGGCAAGGUUCUCUGGCCUUGCUGCUAGGCCGAAGAUGGUGUUUGGUGUUGUACCAUACAAAAGACGCGGCAAUAAAAGACAACACUCACUGCUUCUACAAA
This is a messenger RNA of Dermacentor silvarum, 839 nucleotides long. RefSeq lists its product as uncharacterized. The record is from RefSeq and is a predicted model, not a curated record. Bases 16 to 765 code for a protein of 249 amino acids. NCBI's taxonomy places the organism in Eukaryota, Metazoa, Arthropoda, Arachnida, Ixodida, Ixodidae. The transcript is spliced from 4 exons.